CAGCAGUAACUUUUGCCGUACAACAUGGCGGCGCUGUGCCGGGGGCGGAAGCGCUUCCAAUGGGAGCCUGUGCUUUGCCGUACGGCUCGGGUCCUGUCAGGGAAAAAUGAGUAUGAUCUUCUGGUGAUUGGUGGAGGUUCUGGAGGCCUUGCUUGUGCAAAAGAAGCUGCUCAGUUUGGAAAGAAGGUGGCUGUUCUUGAUUAUGUGGAGCCUUCACAUAAAGGAACCAAAUGGGGACUUGGUGGCACUUGUGUGAACGUUGGCUGCAUUCCUAAAAAGCUUAUGCAUCAAGCAGCUCUUUUAGGGAGUGCUCUUAAAGAUGCCCAACAUUAUGGCUGGAAUAUAUCCCACCCUGUUCACCAUGACUGGUCUGUGAUGGCUGAAGCCGUUCAAAAUUAUGUCAAAUCCUUGAACUGGGGACACAGAGUGCAGCUACAGGACAAAAAAGUGAAGUAUUUCAACCUCACAGGCAGUUUGAUGGAUGCACACACAGUCCGUGGUUUGACAAAUGCAGGUAAAGAGACUGUCAUUACUGCAGAAAACAUAGUCAUUGCCACUGGAGGGAGGCCAAAAUAUCCUGCACAUAUUGCAGGUGCAUUGGAAUAUGGAAUUACAAGUGAUGAUAUAUUCUGGUUGAAAGAAUCUCCUGGAAAAACGUUGGUGGUUGGAGCCAGCUAUGUGUCCCUUGAGUGUGCCGGUUUUCUCACAGGCAUUGGACAGGAUACCACGGUCAUGGUCAGAAGUAUCCCACUUCGAGGGUUUGAUCAGCAAAUGUCCUUCUUAGUAACCGAUUACAUGGAAUCGUGUGGUACAAGAUUUUUAAAGAAAUGCACCCCAAGUAAAGUUGAAAAGCUGAAGAGUGGCAAACUGCAAGUUACCUGGAAAUAUGCUGACUCAGGCAAAGAAGAAAUGGAUGACUUUGACACAGUGAUGUGGGCAGUCGGCCGAGCACCUGACACUAAAACUCUGAAUUUGGAGACAAUUGGGGUGAAAAUUAACUCUGAAACUGGAAAGAUCAUUGUUGAUGCCAGCGAAGCUACUUCUGUUCCUCACAUUUAUGCAAUUGGAGACAUAACAGAGGGGCGCCCUGAACUGACGCCUACGGCGAUAGCUGCAGGAAAGCUGCUGGCUCAACGUCUGUUUGGCCAGUCUUCAGAACUGAUGGAUUAUGACAAUGUACCCACUACAGUUUUCACUCCUCUGGAAUACGGUUGUGUAGGACUGUCAGAAGAAAAGGCAGUGGAACAUUAUGGACUGGAUAACAUAGAGGUAUACCAUGCAUAUUAUAAACCUUUGGAAUUUACAGUGGCUGAAAGAGAUGCAGCUCAGUGUUACAUAAAAAUGGUAUGCCUGCGGAAAAAAGAGCAGCGGAUCCUUGGCCUUCAUUUCAUUGGACCAAAUGCAGGUGAAGUGAUUCAAGGAUUUGCUCUUGGAAUAAAAUGUGGGGCUACGUAUGCGCAGAUGAUGAAGACAGUUGGCAUUCACCCUACCUGUGCUGAGGAAGUAACCAAGUUACGUAUCACAAAGCGCUCUGGUUUGGAUGCAAAGGUCACUGGUUGCUGAGGUUAAGUCCAAUCCCUGGACAGAAGUUAAAAGCACACAGUAAAAUUGAGAAGGAAAAAGAGCAUUCUGAACUGACACAGUUUUGGUAAUCGUAGUCCUGCAGCUCAAGGUUUCUUAGGUAUCACUCCUUCAGUAGACAACAAAAAGUUAAUUUUACAGUCCUAGCCAUACUGUACCUACCUAAAGAACUGCCCACACACAUCUUUAAAAUCAACACAGUACUUAACCUUCAGGGAAAUAGGGUUUAUGUCAAAAAGCAUCACUUCUGAAGUGCCUGUGUCCUUUGUUUUGCUGGGAGCUAGAGAAAAUCAUCAUUUUCUGUACAUCAAAAUGUGUUUCUUGCCCAUCACUUGGUAUCUAAAGCUAUGUAAAACUUAAAUGGAUAUCACUUUGUUACAGGAACAGUGGCCAUCACACUACUAACCAUUCCCACCCUCUAGCAAAUUAAUCCCACUUGGAUGUCAUCUCUCAGAGAAAUGCAUUGUCAAACAGAGGUGAAGUGGAUGCCAAAUAUUUGGAGCUCUCUGACAGUGUAUGCGUGUGACUUCCGUAGCCAGGGUUUUCCCAAUAGAACACCUAGCUACUGACCUCCCCCAAGAAUUCAUCCCUGAGGAAUGAUGUCCAAAUCUCACUGAACUGAACCAGGGUCUCAGAUAGUGAGUAGAGAACACGGGCAAUAAUUCCUUCUCCACUCUGGCAAGACGGCUCCCUGCUGGUGGUAAUCACAAGAGUUCAAAGUCAAGGCUCAUUGACAGGAAACAGAUCCCAGAGCAUAUAGCAGUAGGUAAGCAGUCUUCAGUGUUUCAGGGAAAUGUACCAUGUACAGGAAUUGGUAAUAGAGGAGAAUAUAAAGUGACCAUUAGAGUUGUUACACUAGUGGGUGAGUUCACUGUUGGCAUAGGCAGUGUGUGUCGUUGUGGAAGCUCAUAGAAUUCCUUUAGCAAUGAGGAAAUUUUGCCAUUUAAACACUUACAGAAAGAACUUGGGGUUGGUGAAAACUUCCCUGCACAUUUUUCAAAUUGCCAAUUAAUUUCAGCUCAGAUUGAAUUGGCAGAUCACACAACUUACUGCUCCAGUGCCAAAUAGCAAGCAAUACUGAAAAUUGGAAUUGAACAUAGAAAGCUGUGUGUGCUGUUCAUAUAGCUCAAAUAUUUGACAUGAAUUGGAGUGUGGUGUAUCUGAUCUGUGCUUUUUUAAAAAUAGAUUUUCAUUGAUAAACUAAAACUCCUGUAACUCUCACAAUUAACUUUUGGUAGUUGGGAUCUGAACUGCAUUAUAUUAAAAAUAAAACCAGAAAGGAGAUGUACCUGUUCAGAGCUCACCUUUAAGAUACCAGUCUGCAAACUGUUCUUUCAGCGUAUUGCCCAAACUUCCUGGAGGAAGAAAGCAUUCACCUAGUGUGAGCUGCUUCUUAUUCAUAUUGGCCAGAAGGGGGAGAUCCUGACUAACAUGUAGCAAUAUAAAAACAAGAUAGAAAUCAAAUAGCACAGCCGCUAUUGCCAAAUACUGUUAAAUAGGUAGCCUGACAAAGGCAAAACAAAAACCCCAAGCCCUCAGAAUUUCAUUUGAAGUAGCAAUUUAUGGCUAAUACUGUAUUUCGAGAAGUGCAAUCACAUAUUUACUCACGACCCGUUAAAACAGUGCAUGUGGGAAGGGGAGGGGUUAGUUACAAUUCUUUAGAAAGACCCAAUAAAAAUCAGUCUUUCGUGCUGUAUUUUAAACAACAGUAUUUUUGCAAAUGAGUUUUGACCGUUUCCUAGCCAUCCUAGCUAGCCCUGUUAAUUGCAAAGUUCUUAAGAUCCAUUUGCUGACUAUGCACAUCUUUGACACUUUUUUCUUAGACUGUCCAUUUUAAGACAUUGUUUGCUUACUACUUCACUGAGAGUUACACUAUAGAUAAGUGGUGGAUUUAAUUUAAGUUUAAAACAUAUCUUGCCACCAGAAUUGUACAGCACAUGCCCCAGAAGCUAUUGAAAAACGCUGAAGCUUCAGCAGACAUUAUCAAAACAAAUGUAAUAGUACUUAUCAACAUGCCAUCAAGGUGGUAUUACAAUAAAUUCCUUUCAGGGAUCUGACUUUAAAAACAAAACAAAACCCCACAGCCCUAUACUGGUUCUAAGUGCCUCAUUUCCAAAAUUUGACACUGUAAAUCUUAAAUGUGUUAUAAAAGUAUUAAGUCUUGAUACUGUAGGUGAAGCAGAUAAUAUACCCUAGCAGUGCAGAAAGAGCAAAUAGGUUUCCUACUGCUAUUCAAGAAACAUAAAAGUAAAAGCUGUAUAUGAUGGGUUACAGUAUUUCUAAGUUGGUUUCACGAGGCUAGAAUUUCAAGGUACAAUUUACAGGUAUUGCGGCUUUUCCUAAAAAAAAAAACACAAACAUACACACGAAUUAUGGAUAAGUUGCUUCCCAGAUCUGUGGCUCCUAACAUUACAGAUUUUAGAGUAGCACAUUCAAACCAGGAUUUGUAUUGCAUAGUCCAUAAAAGAGAGGAGUGGUUCAAUCAAACGCUGUUGCCUAAUGAUUAUGGCAUUCUGCAUUUCUCAUCCUCUGUUGAUUUGUUUGAUUCAGCACUAAGACCAAGUCUAUGGACUUGCAGGUGAAAGGAAACAUUUUGGGAACGGAAAUGUAUUUGGUGUGCUGCCUUUUUGUUGCUACUCCCUUCAUAAAAAAAUGUUUUGAAAGUGUCAUGUUCACACACGCAUAGUCAAAACCUCCCUAUCUCCCUUGGUAAGAGAGGACAUCCUGCGGAAAUAUAAUAUUGGAGCCAAAACACCUCUGUACAUUUUUGAGCAAUUAACAAAAAAAAAAGCAUACAGGAAACUUUAAAACUCUUUCAAAAUAUUUUAGUUGAUUUAAAUAUUGAGCGUUUCAGAGCAAAACCUAUUUGAUCUUUCUCAGCUGCUGGGGCAUAUGACCUGCUUCACCUAGAGCAUUUCGGUCUUCAGAGCUCUUGCUAGGAGAAACAGCCCUCAGUUGGUUAUAAGGUGUGUGUGUGAGCAUUUCUAAUGAUCUCUGCGUUGCAUUGUGGCAUUGCUCAUUUCCUUUGCAUGCAUUACUCAGGCACCCACUGGUUCGGCCAUGUUGAUGUUGUAUUCAGUCCUCCCUGUGGAGUUUAUGUGCAUUAUGUGCGGUUAAAGAGAGGCCCAGGAGGUGAGAUGAGUUAAUUUCACUUCUAUCAUGAGACUGCCAAUGGAAAAAAACAACUUGCUGUACUGCAACCAGUAGAGAGAUCUGGUGGGAAAGUGUCCAAGAUUUUAUGUAGGGUGUGAAAUUAAUCCACAUCAUCACUGUCUAAAGUAGCCAUCUAAUGGAGCCGCCUUUUGUUUUCAACAAUUUAUUUUCACUAGUUUAGAAUCACAAUAUGGGCUUUUAUAGACUCCAUGAAAAUUGAUCUUGCAUCUUAAAUUGCAUCCUGGCUCUGGUCCUCAUUGACUACAAUGUGUUGUCCACUGAAGUAAAUCUUGAUGUACGUUCAUAGCUACAAAACACUGAUGUGUCAGAACCAAGAGUGAGGCAGAGUAACUGAAAACUACUUGGAUUGGUAUUAUUUUCUUGGUGGAUUCCUUGUGUGCUCUCCAGGGAUAGCCGUCCGUAAUAAAAUCAGCCUGACUAAUGUCAAGUGAAAAGUCUGAUAGAUGCUGCAAAUUAUUUACUGUGUGUGUAAGUGAAAAUGUAUGUUUAAAUGAAUACACACAGUCAGGCUGUCUUCUCAGGGUGCCAGCUAAUGAUGGCUUGUUUGUCAAACCACACAGUGGAGUAGACCAGUCUGAGGAUUGCUGGACCCCUAUUAAAUAUAUAUAUAUAUAAAAUCCUUAUAUUUAUUGUUACAUUAUGGACAAAUAAAUGAUUUUCUUAAAGAA
Molecule: messenger RNA, 5423 nt
Organism: Malaclemys terrapin pileata
Lineage: Eukaryota; Metazoa; Chordata; Testudines; Emydidae
Gene: TXNRD2
Product: thioredoxin reductase 2
Exons: 17
Coding region: 25-1563 (512 amino acids)
Biological process (GO): cellular response to oxidative stress; cell redox homeostasis; glutathione metabolic process
Cellular component (GO): cytosol; mitochondrion
Molecular function (GO): glutathione-disulfide reductase (NADPH) activity; thioredoxin-disulfide reductase (NADPH) activity; flavin adenine dinucleotide binding
Source: RefSeq, a predicted model, not a curated record